AUGAACUUUGCCAAUUUGCUGCACGCAUUUUCCCUGGAAGAAGCGAUCGUUACACAAUUGAUAACGAUCGUCCGUCUUCUGGUGGAAACAUCGGCCACGAUCCUGAUCGGCGUUCUCUGCGCUGCAGCGAUCCGUGUCGCCGGUGGCUACUCAGCUUUGCGGCCGUGGCUCGGACCGGAAGGAAGCAUCGAACGAACUUUCCGAAUCUUAGCAAUUUGCCUUUGCGUUCCGUUGUGUGCAUUGGGCGUCAUUCCCGUCGCCAAAGAGCUUUCUGAUAGUGGCAUGCCUCGACGUGAUUUGGCUGUUCUUUGGUUGAUCGCUCCGCUGCUGAAUCCACUGUCACUCCUCUAUGCCGUUAGCGUGCUACCAAUCUGGCAGUGCGGUGUCUUCCUGAUCAUCGGUUUCCUGUUUGCCUUGGUUAUCGCAGAAGUUGCCAGCCGAUUCUCGGACGAUCGAGACAGUGGCGAGUACGAAUCCGUGCCUAAAGUCGCCAACGGAACGACUAGACUUUGGAAUACGGCAGUAGCGGCAGGACGCAUCGUGACGAGUUGGUCCGUCGUUUACAUUGCCGCAGGGAUCGUUAUCUCUGGACUCAUUGUUGGAAUGAUUCCAUCAGGAGAAUUUGAACGCGUUUUCUCCUUUCAAAACAAGUUCGGCCCCCUGGAGACGGUUGCCCUGACGGGACCACAAAUGGUGACACCGAUUACGUUCACCAUGGCGGUCUCGGCGAUCUUUAAUAC
This is a messenger RNA of Symbiodinium sp. CCMP2456, 740 nucleotides long. Lineage: Eukaryota; Dinophyceae; Suessiales; Symbiodiniaceae. The record is from the annotation of a GenBank genome assembly.